AUGAACUAAAAUCAAAAUAUAAAAGCCUUAAAAGAACAUUGUAUUUAUUGUUUCGAUGUUUUAAUCUCGCUUUUAAAUAAUAAAAAACCGCCUGUAUAUCCUUAAAAUCUUCCUAAAUAUAAAGUUCCUUUAUUUGUUACAUGGCAUAUCAACCAAAAUGAUCUUAGAGGAUGUAUAGGAACAUUUUCGCAUAACCCAAUAGAUUAAAUGUUAGGUUAAUAUGCUUAAAUAAGUGCUUUCUAAGACGAUAGAUUCGAUCCUAUAUCAUUAAAAGAAAUAGAAAAACUUUCAGUAGCAGUAAGUCUUUUAGUAAAUUUUGAAGAAAACUUAAAAGCUUUUGAUUGGGAAGUAGGAAAACAUGGAAUUAUUAUUAGUUUUAAAGAUAAUGAAAGAGAAUACAAUGGAACUUUUUUACCUGAAGUAGCCAAAGAAUAAGGUUGGGAUUAAAGGUUAACAUUAGAAUAUUUAAUAAAGAAAACAGGAUGUAAAAAUAAAAAUAUAGAUGAUAUAAUUCAAAAGAUAAACUUAACAAGAUAUUAAUCUUCUAAAUUUGAAUUAAGUUAUAAUGAAUAUAUAUAAAGAUAAUGA
Ichthyophthirius multifiliis is the source of this 588-nucleotide messenger RNA. RefSeq lists its product as hypothetical. The record is from RefSeq and is a predicted model, not a curated record. The transcript has a single exon. Lineage: Eukaryota; Ciliophora; Oligohymenophorea; Hymenostomatida.